This is a messenger RNA of Rhea pennata, 2043 nucleotides long. RefSeq names its product potassium voltage-gated channel subfamily C member 2 (gene KCNC2). Gene Ontology annotation, biological process: potassium ion transmembrane transport; protein homooligomerization. The record is from RefSeq and is a predicted model, not a curated record. The transcript is spliced from 4 exons. Gene Ontology annotation, molecular function: protein binding; delayed rectifier potassium channel activity. The coding region runs from base 1 to 1851 and encodes 616 amino acids. Gene Ontology annotation, cellular component: neuronal cell body membrane; axon terminus; dendrite membrane. Lineage: Eukaryota; Metazoa; Chordata; Aves; Rheiformes; Rheidae.
AUGGGGAAGCUCGAGGACAACGAGAGGGUGAUCCUCAACGUGGGGGGCACGCGGCACGAGACCUACCGCAGCACCCUGAAGACCCUGCCAGGCACUCGCCUGGCCCUGCUCGCCUGCGAGCCCCAGGGCGACUCCCCGGGCGGCGAGGAGCCGCCGCCGGCACCCCCCAACCCGCCGCCGCUGGCGGGCGGCUGCCCCGACUCCGGCAGCGGCUGCAGCCCCCGGAGCAGCGGCGGCGCCAGCGAGUUCUUCUUCGACCGGCACCCGGGGGUCUUCGCCUAUGUGCUCAACUACUACCGCACCGGCAAGCUGCACUGCCCCGCCGACGUCUGCGGGCCGCUCUUCGAGGAGGAGCUGGCCUUCUGGGGCAUCGACGAGACCGACGUGGAGCCCUGCUGCUGGAUGACCUACCGCCAGCACCGCGACGCUGAGGAGGCGCUCGACAUCUUCGAGGCGCCCGACCUGCUCACGGGCGAGCCGCCCCCCGACGGCGGCGGCGGCGACGACGACGACCUGGCCGCCAAGAGGCUGGGCAUCGAGGACGUGGGGGCGGCCGCCGACGGCAAGGGCGGGCGCUGGCGGCGGCUGCAGCCCCGCGUCUGGGCGCUCUUCGAGGACCCCUACUCCUCGCGGGCCGCCAGGUUUAUUGCUUUUGCUUCUUUAUUCUUCAUCCUAGUUUCAAUCACAACCUUUUGCCUGGAAACACAUGAGGCUUUCAAUACUAUUAUAAACAAAACUGAGCAGGUUGUCAACGGGACAGAAGCUGUUCUACAGUAUGAAAUUGAGACAGAUCCUGCUCUGACGUACGUGGAAGGAGUCUGCGUGGUGUGGUUUACAUUUGAAUUUUUAGUCCGUGUUGUGUUUUCCCCAAACAAACUCGAAUUCAUCAAAAACCUGUUGAAUAUCAUUGACUUUGUGGCCAUCCUGCCCUUUUACCUAGAAGUGGGCCUGAGUGGGCUCUCCUCCAAAGCUGCUAAGGAUGUGCUUGGCUUCCUCAGGGUGGUAAGGUUUGUGAGAAUCCUGCGAAUCUUCAAGCUCACCCGGCACUUUGUGGGUCUCAGGGUGCUGGGCCACACUCUGCGAGCCAGCACCAACGAGUUUCUGCUGCUUAUAAUAUUCCUGGCACUAGGUGUUUUGAUAUUUGCUACCAUGAUCUACUACGCAGAACGAGUGGGAGCCCAGCCCAAUGACCCGUCAGCAAGCGAGCACACGCAGUUCAAAAAUAUCCCUAUUGGCUUCUGGUGGGCUGUCGUCACCAUGACGACCCUCGGGUACGGAGAUAUGUAUCCGCGGACUUGGUCGGGCAUGCUGGUGGGGGCCUUGUGUGCUUUGGCCGGGGUGCUGACCAUAGCCAUGCCCGUGCCUGUUAUUGUUAACAAUUUUGGAAUGUACUACUCCCUGGCAAUGGCAAAGCAGAAACUGCCGAGGAAGCGGAAGAAGCACAUCCCUCCUGCCCCUCAAGCCAGCUCCCCUACGUUCUGCAAGACGGACUUGAACAUGGCCUGCAACAGCACGCAGGGGGACAUCUGCCUGGGCAAGGACAACCAGCUGAUGGAACACAACAGAUCAUCAGUGUUAUCAGGUGAAGACAGUGCAGGAAGUGAGCAGCCACUCUCACCUGGUGAAAGGCUCCCUCCCAUCAGACGCUCUAGUACCAGAGACAAAAACAGAAGAGGGGGAACAUGUUUCCUACUGACAACAGGUGAUUACACGUGUGCUACUGAUGGAGGGAUCAGGAAAGUGUUGUACAGAAUUUAUCAUGGAUUUUUGACUGCUGAAAAAGGGACAAUGGAAUUUAGCCAUACCAAGGACUGUACUGGAAAGAGACUGCUGCUGCUGAAUGGGCCCUGAUAAACAACUCGCGCCUUGAAGAGGUCACUGAGACUUUACAUGGGAAGUAGAGUUUGUGAAAGAAGAUUAAAGACUGCUCAUGAUUACUGCUGCCAGAGGAAGGGGUGACUAGUCACUGUUGAUGAGUCAGCUGUAAAUAAAAUGUAUGUGCAUGGAAUAUCAGUUUUUAUCUAUAUCAAGGAAAGCUGAAAU